GUAGGACACUUUCAUCUUGGACACUACAUAUCUAGAUUAUCUAUUUAUUAAUAUUUAUGCAUCAUGAUUCAGAAGUGACAAUUCUACAGUCUAUAAAAAAACUUUUGGUGUCUUCCUACAAAAAGAGAAAUAAAAGUUUAUAGUUUCUAUAGUUGCAAACGAAGUUAACGUGUACGAGAAGCGAAAGGUAAACAGCAACUAAUAUGAUAAUACAUUUAAAUAUGUAGCCUUCAAUUCUUUUAUCAACAGUACUGACAGAACUAAAGUGUAAUUGAAAGAAUAAACCAAGAGUAUUUUGUAACAGUUCUUCCAGUUACGAAUACCGCACAUUUUUCAUCGCCAUGGUAGAAACAGCUGGGUGUGGAGAAUUGCAGCAGUUGGUUCAAGAAGAAGAAUGCGAAGAACCGCUCAGCCAUGGAGGAGAAGUUACUCCUCCAUCGACACCAGCGAGAUCUCAUCGUCCGAGCAAAACUGAAGUUCAUAAUUCCAGUAUAUCGCAACAAAUAUUAUGGGAAAAUAACGCACAAACAUCGCCAAUUAUUAGUAAAGGAAGCUCCGGUCAAGGGACAAGUCAAGGCUCCAUGGUUUCCAGUCGAGCUGCUAAUGCUUCAAGUUAUACUGGCAAUCAAUCUCGACUGACAUAUCUUAAUGAGAAGGAAAAGCAGAGGCCUAAUCGGCCUGAUCCACCAAGAAUUGUAAGACAGCACAAAGCCGUGGUGCCAUGCAAACACCAUUGCUUUCUGUCAGAGGUUCCUGAUGUUCGCCAUAUGGAGCAAGCUUUGCUACAAUUGCUGGAAGAUUUUCACAGUGGCAAUUUGCGAGCAUUUGGAAAAGAUUGUAGUAUGGAGCAGAUGACGGAAAUACGAGAACAGCAGGAACGUUUGACCAGACUACACUUCGAGCUAGGUCAACGACAGGAAGUGGGUGGCGAGCAGUCAGGUCUUCGACAAUCGAGCGCAAAUGUGCGCCAUUUGCUUCAUCGUCUUCAACAACUUAGUAGAUUUGCGAGGAUGAAAUUAGCAACGUCAUUACAACCACAACGCACGAUUACAGCUCAUGAUACUUUGGAACACCUGAGCUAUGCAAAACGUCCUGCAUUCAAUGCACUGUGGGAACCGAAGAAUAUGAUCGGUAUUGAUGUAAAAACGACAGAAAAAAAACGUAUUCUUGGAGACAAAUAUCUGGAGAGCAUAAUCAAAGAAAGGCCAAGAAGCUAUAUGGUGCCAAGUGUAAGUUUAGAUGACGUGCAAGAUAAAGAUCAAAGAAAAUUAGUGAUCGACUUUAUAUACCAAAAAACGAUAGAUCAAGCGGCGAAGGAAGUUUGGAGCGAUUUUAAAAUACAACGUCCUUGUUUAUACAUAAAGAGACACGUAGAAGCGGAAAAACCCGAAAUUGAUCGACAAAUGAUAUCUCGUUUGCCAGUGAGAUUUCAAGGAACUGCUAGGAAAUGGGAUAGCAUGCAAAGUCGUUCUUUUCUCGUAGAUAUUUGCUAUAAUAAAAAAAUUAAAAGAAAGAGCGCCAUUGAAUUAGAAACACAUGCAAGUAAAGAGAUAUCAGAAGAAGAGCAAAUGAUAAGAAAAUUAAUCAAUGAAAAUAAAAUAAGUAUUAUUUAUGACAAGUUGCCUUUGUCGUAUACAGGACAUAGACCAUAUAUUGCACAUAAAGUGCCGAUAGAGAAGAGAGAAAUUAAUUAAUCAAAAAGUAACAGUGUACCAAUUAAUUUACAAAUAUGU
This is a messenger RNA of Mycetomoellerius zeteki, 1733 nucleotides long. RefSeq lists its product as uncharacterized. The record is from RefSeq and is a predicted model, not a curated record. NCBI's taxonomy places the organism in Eukaryota, Metazoa, Arthropoda, Insecta, Hymenoptera, Formicidae. The coding region runs from base 342 to 1694 and encodes 450 amino acids. The transcript has 9 exons.